AAACUAGCUGUGGUGGGAAGUAAAUGUCGUCGAAGUUACCGUGACGCCGGCUUCGCAGGCUACUGAUGGGAUGGGCGGCCGGGAUCAGUGUGGUUGGGUUGGCAGCAGCGCAGCAGGAGCAGCAUCUUAGCCUUCGCCCCAUUCGCCAUACACUUCAUUGUUUGUGACAAGCAGAGGCGUUGUUGUUGUGCAUUUGGGUCUGUGAUUGGAAGAGGGAGGAGGGGGCGAGGCAGCAUUUUGGGUGCAUCUCUGAGGUGACCAGCAACAAUAAAGUGGAAUUUGCGCGCUGGAAAUGAAGUGAUGUCUAUCGGGUGUUUUUCUCACCUUAGGCUAGGCCCUUGUUUUUCAGUCCUUGCUCCUACGAAUUGAAGACUUAUCUGCGAACGCCCGGAAUUGUAGCACGAGAAUCUUCGGAUUCACGAGCUUCCUUCUAAAUCAUGGCGGGGGAAUAUUUCCCUGCAUGGGCAAGGUCUGUGCAGCAGUGCCUUGACCAUUUUGAAGUCGAUGUUAGAAGUGGUCUCAGCCAAAGCAGCAUUGCAAAGAGGCGUAAGCAGUACGGGUGGAAUGAACUGGAGAAGGAGCCUGGAAAACCAAUGUGGAAGUUGGUUUUGGAGCAGUUUGACGACAUGCUGGUCAAGAUUUUGUUGGUUGCAGCGUUGAUAAGUUUCAUUCUCGCCUACAUAGAUGGUCAUUCUCCGGAUACUAGCGGAAUUGGAGCCUACGUAGAGCCUUUGGUCAUUCUUUUUAUACUUAUACUGAACGCCAUAGUUGGAGUAUGGCAAGAAAGCAAUGCUGAGAACGCAUUGGAAGCAUUAAAGGAGAUGCAGUCUGAGAAUGCAAAGGUUUUCAGAGAUGGUAAAUAUAUUUCGGAUUUGCCUGCUCGAGAGCUUGUUCCAGGAGAUAUUGUAGAGCUCCGUGUCGGUGAUAAGGUUCCCGCAGACAUGCGCAUUGUAAAACUGAAGACAUCAACUGUGAGGGUUGAGCAGAGUUCGCUUACAGGUGAAAGUAUGUCUGUGACGAAAACCAGCUAUGCAGUGGAGGAGAAUAUUGAGUUGCAAGGCAAGGAGUGUAUGGUAUUCGCGGGCACCACUAUUGUGAACGGUUGUUUCCUGUCUGUGGUAAUAACCACCGGCAUGAAAACUGAGAUUGGCAAGAUCCAAUCUCAAAUCCAGGAGGCUUCACUUGAGGAGGCAGAUACGCCUCUGAAAAAGAAGUUGGAUGAAUUUGGAGAGCUUCUAACUAAAGUGAUCGGUGUGAUAUGUCUUCUUGUCUGGAUCAUCAAUUACAAAUACUUUUUGUCAUGGGAGAUGAAGGAUGGUUGGCCCACAAAUUUCCAAUUCUCAUUUGAGAAGUGCACAUAUUAUUUCAAAAUUGCUGUGGCUUUAGCUGUUGCAGCUAUCCCAGAAGGGCUUCCUGCCGUUAUUACCACUUGUUUAGCUUUAGGAACAAGGAAAAUGGCAGCCAAGAAUGCUAUCGUCCGGAAGCUCCCUAGUGUUGAGACUUUAGGGUGUACCACUGUUAUCUGCUCCGACAAGACCGGCACAUUAACGACAAAUCAGAUGUCUGUAACUGACCUUGUUCUCAAUGGCCCAGCAGCUGGAGUGACCCGUCAAUUUCAUGUUGAGGGCACGACAUACAGUUUCUUGGAUGGAAAGAUUGCUGGUUUGCGUAUUGGCCAGUUGGACCCGAACAUUCAGUCCUUCGCUGAAAUCGCUUCACUUUGUAAUGAUGCUGGAAUCUUAUAUCAGGGGAAUACAUUCAAAGCCACUGGCAUGCCAACUGAAGCAGCCCUGAAGGUUGUGGUGGAAAAGAUGGGAGUUCCAGAUCCAGCCACCCAGUCAAUCAUCACCAACCAGCGUUCUAGUGAAGCAUUGGCUCUGAACGGGGAAGUGCCUUUGGGCUGCAAUGACUGGUGGAGCGAAAACGAGCCUAGAAUUGCGAUUCUUGAGUUUGAUCGCAGCCGCAAAUCAAUGAGCUGUAUUGUCAGGAAGGAUGGAGUCAACAGGCUGCUUGUGAAGGGAGCCGUGGAGAACAUUUUGGAGCGUAGCACUCGUGUGCAACUUUCAGAUGGUUCAGUGGUGAAAAUGACACAAUCAGCUCGUGAUGAUCUGCUUGCAAAACUGGAUAGCUUGAGUGCUAAGGCACUCCGCUGCUUAGGGUUAGCCUACAAGGAUGAUUUGCAAGAUCUUGGUGAUUACGAUGGAGAUCAUCAUCCCGGUCAUGCAAGGCUCCUGGAUACCUCAAAUUAUGACAAGAUUGAAAGCGAUCUCAUUUUUGUUGGCAUGGCUGGAAUAAGAGACCCUCCCCGUGAAGAAGUACGUGGGGCAAUCGAAGAUUGUAAUGAGGCUGGUAUACGAGUGAUGGUCAUAACUGGAGACAACAAAAACACUGCUGAAGCCAUUUGUUCUGAGAUUGGUAUCUUCAAGGAUGGUGAAGAUCUCAAAGAUAAGAGCUUUACAGGCCGUGAGUUUAUGGAGUUUUCUCCCGAACGUCGCAGGAAAAUUCUUUCUGGUACUGGAGGUCGUGUUUUCUCACGUGCGGAGCCUAAACACAAACAAGACAUCGUACGCAUACUGAAGGAGGCUGGGGAGGUUGUAGCCAUGACUGGUGAUGGCGUGAAUGAUGCUCCUGCCUUGAAGCUUGCUGACAUUGGAGUGGCAAUGGGUAUUGCGGGAACUGAGGUGGCGAAGGAGGCAGCAGACAUGGUGCUUGCAGAUGAUAAUUUUAGCACGAUUGUGGCAGCUGUUGGAGAAGGUCGUUCGAUAUACAAUAAUAUGAAGGCCUUUAUCAGAUACAUGAUAUCGUCAAACAUUGGUGAAGUGGCAUCAAUAUUUAUGACAGCAGCAUUAGGCAUGCCGGAAGGAUUAGUACCAGUUCAACUUCUUUGGGUAAAUCUAGUGACCGAUGGCCCUCCAGCCACUGCUCUAGGUUUCAAUCCUCCCGAUUUGGACAUAAUGCAAAAGCCUCCUCGGAAAAGUGAUGAUGUCCUAAUUAACGCAUGGGUGUUCUUCCGCUAUUUGGUCAUCGGCUUGUAUGUGGGAGUAGCUACUGUAGGUGCAUUUGCGUUGUGGUAUACUCAAGCCUCCUUUCUUGGGAUCAACCUAGCAGCUGAUGGUCAUACGCUGGUGAGUUUCUCACAAUUAACGCACUGGGGCGAGUGCUCUACAUGGAAAGACUUCAAGGUAGCGCCAUUUACUGCUGGCGACCUGACACUCUCCUUCGAUGACAAUCCGUGCGAUUAUUUCACGACCGGGAAAGUGAAGGCAACUACUCUCUCAUUGUCCGUUCUUGUGGCCAUCGAAAUGUUCAACUCUUUGAACGCCCUUUCCGAAGACGGGAGUUUAGUGUCUAUGCCGCCCUGGGUCAACCCUUGGCUACUUUUAGCUAUGGGCCUUUCCUUCUCCCUUCACUUUUUGAUUCUUUAUAUUCCUUUCCUGGCCAAGAUAUUUGGCAUUGUGCCAUUAAGUCUGUUAGAAUGGCUCCUGGUUCUUGUUGUAUCUCUCCCCGUGAUUUUGAUAGAUGAAGUCCUUAAGUUCAUCGGUAGAAGAAUGAACCAGCGUGAGCGACAAGCCAGGAAGUUAAAAUGGGCUUAAAUGAUAGGUGACAGGGAUGUUUGACAAGGGAAUUAUAGUACUUGGGCUUGGUUGGUAUGGAUACCAGGUAUGGCUCAUUCCACAUGCACUUAUUAUUUCUUUCUUCCCCUCAAACUGUCCUCUACUAAACCUGGGGCACUCUUUUAGCUUAUCCAGAGGUCCUUGGCCAUUCAACACUUAGACCUCUCAUUUAAUUGCUAGCACUAACACUGCAACAGCAUAUAGUUGUCGUUUAAAGUCAAUCAAAUGUCUGGUUGCGUUAGCUGAGGCUCCUUGCGCUCAUAGAAGUGCAAAUUGAACUUGUCCAUUGUUAGGAUUCAUUCAUGGAUAUUUUCAAGAAAAUUAAGUUAGCUUAUUUUGAUUGUGAAUAUUGCCCUGCUGCCCCAGAGAUUGUUACAGGACAUUUUGGUGAAUUCAUGAAUUUCAUACUGGACCCCAUUCAACUUUUUACUGGAAGGUCAACUUUUCCUCUUCAUAUAAUUGUAAUUUGAUACUGCGGUAUCGUUGGCCCCA
Physcomitrium patens is the source of this 4106-nucleotide messenger RNA. RefSeq names its product calcium-transporting ATPase, endoplasmic reticulum-type. The record is from RefSeq and is a predicted model, not a curated record. NCBI's taxonomy places the organism in Eukaryota, Viridiplantae, Streptophyta, Bryopsida, Funariales, Funariaceae. Gene Ontology annotation, molecular function: transporter activity; ATP hydrolysis activity; ATP binding. Gene Ontology annotation, cellular component: membrane.